This is a messenger RNA of Carassius carassius (crucian carp), 747 nucleotides long. RefSeq lists its product as uncharacterized. The transcript is spliced from 8 exons. Gene Ontology annotation, biological process: proteolysis. NCBI's taxonomy places the organism in Eukaryota, Metazoa, Chordata, Actinopteri, Cypriniformes, Cyprinidae. Gene Ontology annotation, molecular function: cysteine-type peptidase activity. Bases 1 to 747 code for a protein of 248 amino acids. The record is from RefSeq and is a predicted model, not a curated record.
AUGGCAGCACAGAUAGGUGGGUAUGUGGUUGGAUCCUCAGUGUCUGAGGGUCCCAUUGGAAAACAAAUCUCGCCACCACAGCUAAGGUCAUCCCUGGAGGGGGACCAUGAAAACAUUGUUGACAACAAGGCAAAGACAACAGCAACCCCACAGGAUCAACUCACCUCUUUGUGGAAAAGGAGAGACACUGAGGUUGUGGUUUCUGUGAUCCCUACACAAACCAAAGUAACAUCAUUUAUCAUUCAUCACAGUGAACUUUGUACACUUCGGCCACACCAGUGGCUAAAUGGCGAGAUAAUUGAAGCCCUGUUUCAUAUUGCUGCCAGUGAGCUAGAGAUCGGGAAUUCCAUUUACAUUCUUAAUCACUACGUAGCAGGUGUGAUUCUGUUUGGGGAAAAACCUCAGCUUGCCUGGCAAAAAUUGUCAAAGAUUAACUUGAACAAUUACCAGGGAAUUGUUUCUUUUGUGAACAUUGACAAUGUCCAUUGGAAGUUUCUGUUCAUAAAUGCGGUCAACCACACAGUGUACCUGGUAGACCCAUCAAAAAGUCCCACAGAGAAAGAUGACUCAAUUCAUGCUGCCCAAAAACUCAGUGAGUACAUACAAAUGAGGAAUACUCAACAAAGAAAAACAGAGUGGCUGAAUAUACAGUGGAAAGGAGGAGUUAUGACACAUCCAGUCCAGCAGGAUGGCAGUAGCUGUGGCGUCAUUGUUGUCUUGGUAUGUGACAUAUGGCAAGGGAAAUAA